UGCCAUUACUGAAAUGGAUGAACACAAUCAUCCCAUUCAUACCUACCAGGUAUGUAAUGUGAUGGAACCAAACCAAAACAACUGGCUUCGAACAAACUGGAUUUCCCGUGAUGCUGCACAGAAAAUUUAUGUGGAAAUGAAGUUUACCCUGAGGGACUGCAACAGUAUUCCAUGGGUAGUGGGAACCUGCAAGGAAACUUUUAAUCUCUACUACAUGGAAUCAGAUGAGUCUCAUGGAUUAAAAUUCAAGCCAAACCAGUACACUAAAAUUGAUACUAUUGCGGCUGAUGAGAGCUUUACUCAGAUGGACUUGGGUGAUCGCAUUCUUAAACUCAACACAGAAGUUCGUGAGGUUGGGCCAAUAAACAAGAAAGGAUUUUAUCUUGCAUUUCAGGACAUUGGAGCAUGUAUUGCUUUGGUCUCAGUCCGUGUUUAUUACAAGAAAUGCCCUUUCACAGUCCGUAACUUGGCCGUGUUUCCUGAUACUAUUCCAAGGGUUGAUUCUUCCUCUCUGGUGGAAGUGCGAGGCUCCUGUGUGAAGAGUGCUGAGGAACGUGAUACUCCAAAAUUGUAUUGUGGAGCAGAUGGGGAUUGGCUUGUGCCUCUUGGACGAUGUAUCUGCAGUGUAGGAUAUGAAGAACUGGAUGGUUCCUGUCACGCUUGCAGGCCUGGAUUCUAUAAAGCAUUUGCUGGAAAUGUAAAGUGCUCCAAGUGCCCUCCACACAGUUCAACCUAUGUUGAAGCAACUUCAGUCUGUCAGUGUGAAAAAGGUUACUUCAGAGCUGAGAAAGAUCCACCGACUAUGGCAUGUACCCGGCCACCUUCUGCUCCCAGGAAUGUGAUUUUUAACAUUAACGAAACAGCUCUCAUGUUGGAAUGGAGCCCACCAAGUGAUACCGGAGGAAGAAAAGAUCUCACUUACAGUGUCAUCUGUAAGAAAUGUGGGUCAGAUGCCAGCCAGUGUGAAAUAUGUGGGGGAGGAAUCCGCUUCAUCCCCAGGCACACAGGUCUCAUCAACUCCUCCGUGACGGUGCUGGACUUCGUGUCACAUGUGAACUACACCUUUGAAAUCGAGGCCACAAAUGGCGUCUCGGAGUUGAGUUUCUCUCCCAAGCAGUUCACAGCUAUCACAGUUACCACAGACCAAGAUGCACCCUCCUUGAUAGGUAUGGUAAGGAAAGACUGGGCUUCCCAAAACAGCAUUGCCCUCUCCUGGCAAGAGCCGGACUUUCCCCAUGGAGCCAUUCUGGACUACGAGAUCAAGUACUAUGAGAAAGUCUACCCACGGAUAGCGCCGGCAUUUUGGCACUACCUGCGGGUAGAAGAGCAUGAGCAACUCAGCUAUUCCUCCACAAGGUCCAAGGCUCCAAGUGUUAUCAUCACAGGUCUCAAGCCAGCCACCAAGUAUAUAUUUCAUAUCAGAGUCAGGACGGCAGCAGGAUACAGCGGCUAUAGCCAGAAGUUUGAAUUUGAAACUGGAGAUGAAACUUCUGAUAUGGCUGCAGAGCAGGGACAGAUUCUCGUGAUUGCCACUGCUGCUGUUGGUGGAUUCACUCUCCUGGUCAUCCUCACUUUGUUCUUCCUGAUCACUGGGAGAUGCCAGUGGUACAUAAAGGCCAAAAUGAAAUCUGAAGAGAAAAGAAGGGCUCAUUUGCAAAAUGGAAAUUUACGUUUCCCAGGAAUCAAAACAUAUAUUGAUCCAGACACAUAUGAAGACCCAUCUCUUGCUGUCCAUGAAUUUGCAAAGGAGAUAGAUCCUUCAAGAAUUCGUAUUGAGAGAGUUAUUGGGGCAGGUGAAUUUGGGGAAGUAUGCAGUGGACGUCUGAAGACACCAGGAAAAAGAGAGAUACCUGUUGCAAUUAAAACUCUAAAAGGUGGUUAUAUGGACAGGCAAAGAAGAGAUUUCCUGAGAGAAGCUAGUAUAAUGGGUCAGUUUGAUCACCCAAAUAUAAUUCGUCUUGAAGGAGUUGUUACAAAAAGAUCCUUUCCAACCAUUGGGGUGAAGUCUCUUUCAAGAUUCCUGAGGGCGGGAUUUUUAAAUAGCAUCCUGACCUCACAUCCAGUCUCAGGGGGUGGAUCUUUACCCCCCAGCAUUUCCUCUGGCAGACCAGUAAUGAUUGUAGUUGAAUACAUGGAGAAUGGAUCCCUUGACUCCUUUCUGCGGAAACACGAUGGCCACUUCACAGUCAUCCAGCUGGUGGGCAUGCUGCGGGGAAUUGCAUCUGGCAUGAAGUACCUCUCAGACAUGGGCUAUGUACACCGUGAUCUGGCUGCCCGUAACAUUUUGGUCAACGGCAACCUCAUGUGUAAAGUCUCUGACUUUGGUUUGUCACGGGUGUUGGAGGAUGAUCCUGAAGCUGCUUACACAACAAGUGUAAGUUUGUCUUAUCUAUUUUGAACAGUCUGUUGCCUUGUGCCCCUUUUGUUUCAGAUUUAUCUAUGCCCUAGAAAUAAUGGAUUGAAUUGGCUAACUUCAUUUAUCUUCAGUUACAAAGAUAUGCACAUACAGAAGGGGAGGAAAACCUCUCACUGCUUCAUCUCAUGGAAGGCUUGCAUCUUAAAUUUAAUAUAAUUUAGCUUACCUUCUAUUGGAGUAUGUAGGACCUUUUUGUCAAGGUUUAAGUCUCAUCUCAUUAAUACUUAAAAAUUCAUCAUGCAUUACAAGGAAAUUUGUUUUUGUAACAGUGAAUAUUUGUGGGUUUGUUGGUUGGUUGGCUGGUUUGUUGGUUGGUUGAAUUUUUUCCUUCGGUGAAGUAAAAUCUGGAGAAGCUUGUUCAAAUUUGACUUAAAAGAAAAACUAAACUUCAACUACAGUAUGAAGCAGAUAGGGAACGGAUCACACUGAUGCCAGUAAAAUGUCAAGCUCAGAUGCAGCACUUUUUCAUCGCAGCAAAGUAUUCAACAACAUUCCUCUUGUGAUUAUCACCACAACAUUAAGAAUCUCAGUAAACUGAUUUCAAGUAACUUUAAUUUCUAUCAGUGAAACUAAAAUUAUUUCAGAGCCAAGUGCACUGAACUUAUACAAGGCUGCUCCAAAAGUAAUGCCUCCUAUUGUAGGGUGCUAACCCACAAUGUCAGAGGCAGAU
Molecule: messenger RNA, 3086 nt
Organism: Meleagris gallopavo (turkey)
Lineage: Eukaryota; Metazoa; Chordata; Aves; Galliformes; Phasianidae
Source: RefSeq, a predicted model, not a curated record